This is a messenger RNA of Anguilla anguilla (European eel), 2471 nucleotides long. RefSeq names its product transmembrane protein 221 (gene tmem221). The record is from RefSeq and is a predicted model, not a curated record. The transcript has 3 exons. Lineage: Eukaryota; Metazoa; Chordata; Actinopteri; Anguilliformes; Anguillidae. The coding region runs from base 771 to 1649 and encodes 292 amino acids.
AGUCCGGGGAAGACGAUAAUGCAUGGCAGCACGUCAGACUUUCCUGGAUUAUACGGCUAUAUGGUAGCCUUUAAAAUAUUGGACACAGUUGAAAAAACGAUAAAUCUUGCAUGCUCACACAAAGUUUGCGCAAGGACCAGUGGAGCUUGGAAUUUUGUUUAUAUAACUUUAUAUAUAUAUAUAUAUAUGUUUCACUAGUUUUAAUCAUUUUCGGACAGGCGUGCAUUUAUCGUUAACGAAGAGUUCUAUAUUAUUGUUCAGUAAAGUCUACAAACUUUGUCAUGAAAUUUAACAAAUGGGUGGCUAAAUUUUAUGUGUAAAUUGCUAUAUUUCUAAACUUUAAUAAAAGACCAUUAUGUUUGCAAAGACGGGCAGCUGAACGUAUUAUUUCGGAGAAUCCAAGUGAAAAAUCCAUUGUUACAGCGAACUUUUAAAUCUGGGAUUUAAAGAACAUCACAUGCUCAGACUGAGUGGCAGCCUCGCGCACGGAGCAAGCAACUUAACCAGACGAAAGUGUUCGAUACUUCAUCUUUUUUCUUCUUCUUCUGCAAUCACGCGGAACUAAUGGACGGAACAUAAAUGAACUAUCACUCAAAAACGCAAAUUUCUUAAAUAACGCUGCACCGCUGAAUGAGAAGAGCUCACAGCUGUCGGAGGCUAGCAAAGAGGUGCACCGUUGAGCUAAUCGUGAGAAAAAUUUGAAGGGCCGCUGAGAAAUAUAAACGUUUAAACAUCACCUUUUUAUUAGGAACAAAACAUUUGCGGAGAAAAUGACAAACAUUUACAGUCAACGAUCUUUAACAGUUCUUGCUUUUUUGGGAGUUCUAUCCGCUAUCAUGUCUUUGUUGUCAGUCGUCCUGAUUUUUCAACUACAGUCUCACCACACGGGGACCAAAGAUUCUUCUUCCCGUCCCUCCGUCGUUCCAGCUGAAGUUUCGGCUGUUCUAAUGCCGGUAGCAACGGUACUCACAGCCUUGUCCCUCACGCUGAAUCUCAGCUCCGUGGUUGUUUGCCUCCUUCACAGCUACUUCACUACCGAGAUUUGCAAAGGAGAGGACGACACGGACAGAGCUGACUGGUUCCUUUUGGACAGCAGAACUGUCCGUCAUGUGGCUGUUGGACUUUUUUGUCUGGGAAUUUCAGUGUACUUAGCAGCCAUGUCCAUGUACAUGCUGCUGGUGUUCGAGACAGAGACAGGCAUCGCCAGCGCCUGCGUCCUGGCCUCGGGGAUCCUGGUCCUGCUGGUCGCCGUGGCGCACUCGCUGGCGCGGGCCAGCCGCGCCUCCAGGGCCCGCCACAGCGAGCUGCCGGACGCCGUGUACCAGAACGAGCACGAGAGCUGCCCCAGCCUGCGGCCGUCCGAGCUGGGCCUCGCGGACAGGCCCAGGAAGCAGCGUGGCCGCUCCAGCCUCCAGCGCCAGCUCUCCUACCCGCCCUGCGCCGACCCCAAACAGCAGCAGCACUCCCCGCCCAGCGACAGGGAAGGCUACAGCGGCGGGGGGAGCGUUCCCAGAAUGCACCGCACCCUGUCGGCCGAGUCCGGGCUGCUGCAGGCCCAGGCCAAGCCCUGGAACGGCAUCAACAGCGAGAUGCGGACGGUGCUGGCCCGCAAGUCCGGCGGCACCGGCAAGGACUCCACCCUGGUGUGAUCAGCGGCGAGCCACCAUCGCAGGUUUGGAGUGGAGGAUUAUGGGAGAAAGACGUCAGCCGCCACGAGCCUCUCUCCAUUCAGGCGGUCUUUAAAGCUCGUUUUUAAUGCUACCACAACAAAUACUGACGGAAUGCAGUAUGUUCAUAUGUUCUCGUCUUUUUUACGCUAAACAGGAAAUUCGUUCUUUAGUUGUUCUUCAAACAAACAAAUAAGUGCUUGACUAAAUAAUGGCGGGAACGUGCAUUCCAGUCUAUAAUCAUCAUUGGCAAUAUUAAUGCUAAUCAUUCAGAUGUAUUCCCCUGUUAUUUUACUCUGAGUAGUAACUUAUGUUAAUCAGUGUGCCAGUUGUGUGACAGUGUGAAUGCUUCAGCUCGCUGACUAAUUGAGCACUUGAAUCCAGAAUCAUGUGUAUUCUUACUGAGGUUAUUGUGUGGUAAGUGUAUGGGUAAAGAACUUAACAGCAGCUUAAAUCAAGAUGUGGAAAGCACUUGUACUGGAAUCUUUUGUUACACUGCAAAACGUUUGCUAUAUCACUGUAAAAAACAAGUUUGAUUUUACAAGAUCAUUUUAGCUCAUCUUGAGUGUACUGUUAUAGUAGAAGUUUGUAAAAUGAGAACAGCAACCAAAAGGCUUUAAGCAUUUCAGAAGUGUGCCUGUAAGUAUUAAAGACCAAGGUUGGUCUGUGAAAACUGCAAUAUUGACUUUUUGCCAAAACUAGUGUAUUACACAAUGUGUAGAUUGAGUAGUUAGCACAUUAUAAUAAGACAGUGCUUUGUUGCUGUAAUAGCAUUUCAUAAAUAAAGUUGAUUUCAAACCAAGA